AUGGAUGUGUUCCUGGCCAAGCUGUCUUACCAUGCCACCAGCUAUGCCAUCAGGACAGGAAUUGCUCUCACUUCAACAUACGUCAUACAACAGGGCUCACGGCUCCUGAAGACUGUUGAUGAUGACCCCUUGCGUCGCGAGCUCAGCCAACUGCAACGCCGUUUGGCUCGCAAAAUCGAGGUAGGUCUCGCACCCCAAACAUGUGCAUGGGAUAUUGAUAUGCUCCGACUCGGUCAUCUGAUCUCUCCAAUCUUGGAAUCCAUCGAGCUUCGUUACACCCGAGGGGAUUCGGCCCUAGAAACCGUGGUGCGGACAGCACGGGCACUACGGGAAGACAUCGACUCGCUUGGGAAACGCCUCAAGAAUGUUGCCCUCGAUCUGGAGGAGCCGAGACGUGAAGCCCGCGAUCCAGUCGCCGCGGCUGCUGCACGGCGUGCUGAGCUUCUACUCGUCGUCCAGGAUACUAAGGAGCUCCUCGUUAGUAUCGACGACUCCAUACCCCUGAUCAACCUUUGGGUGUCUGCCAUCGGUGGCAUACAAGAACCGCCAUCGUCAUUCUCACCCUCCCGAUUGCUGCAGGCCAGCAUGCUGGUGACUGUGGGGGAUACGCAGUUCAUCCUGGACCCAAACCAACCUAUGCAGAUCGGUCCAGAUUUCACCUUAUCCCUGUAUAUGCUGUUCCGGGGACAUGCAUCUGCUGAUGGGACCGAGGAAGCAUACGGCGUUGAAGAAGGACAGAGGAAACCGAUGUGGCAGGAGGUCAUCCACAAGGCACGAGUGAGACUCUGCCGGGUACCUCUCGAAGCAGACCUCUCUAUGACAGAUGGUGCAGGGAUUAACAGACUCCGUGCCCGCUAUGCUUACCAGCUUCAAGUUGUGGAAGACCUAGAAGAUGGAAGAGUUCACACCUUUGAGGAGGGAGAGCCACAGCCCACACCUUACGAUGGCGUAUCUCUUGCAGGUAUCCGGGAAGACGUUGCAAUCCACCAGAUAUCCAAGAUGUUUUAUGCAGAUGUUGGAAAGAUACUCAACAUCAACAACGACGACGGUGCCUCGAGCAAUCCUGUCCUGCUCCUGAAAAGGGAUCCGCAAGCUCUGCCAGUCAAAACUGCGCCAGGUCCGAGUGUCCCAGAGGAUCAUCCACACUUGAUUGAAAAUAUAGAGGAGAGUGCCGCUUCUGAUGAUACGUUAUCAGAAGGGAACUCACAAGACGACAUUGACCGCCAGCUCCAGCAAGAGAUUGAGCGCGGCGACAUAAUACCUACCUCCGCCUUGAUGCCCCCGAACAACCGGCAGUCAGCAACGGUAAAGGACGCCUGGCGGUUACCGCAAGAUCUCGACCCGGAAUGGAUGGCACUUGAAGUGUUCGAGAUAAACGACGAUUCGGACUCGACAGAUGAGGACGAGCCGACUCCAGACGAAGACGUCUCAGACCCUGGCAGGCACCGCCGUCCAAGGCACUCGUCUCGCCCUUCGGUGGAUACGAAUCUUGUCACACAGAUGAACCGAAUGGGCAUCGCCUCGUCGCGCCCUUCAUCUCGUGACUCGCAAUCAGAGCCACCCGCACAAACUCCAGUCAUCGCACGGACGCCAGAUGGCGUCCAACAGCACGACCCUCCGCCUACGGCCCUCAGCCCGACUAUGAUAGAGCGCUCCCCGUUCGGCGCGAUCAAGACCUCGCUGUCACUCCUCGAGAUGCUGCUGCGUCUGACAAGCCUGCAGGAGUUCGAGCAGACCACGCACCUGGCCAUCCCUGACCACGUCUUGAAAUUCUACCUUGGCGAGUCGGCGUCGACGAGCGGCCUCCACGGCAAGCAACGCUGGGCGGCGGGUGCCGAGGCCGAGAGGAAGGUUGGCUUUGAUCCCUACGCCGACCCGUCUGGCUGA
Anthostomella pinea is the source of this 1887-nucleotide messenger RNA. The record is from the annotation of a GenBank genome assembly. Lineage: Eukaryota; Fungi; Ascomycota; Sordariomycetes; Xylariales; Xylariaceae.